UCUUAUUGUUACAGGAAAUUUAUGGAAGAAGCUACAGAACAAUUGAAAAUGGCAGCAGGAAAUUUCUAUAUCAACGAUAAAUCAACAGGUUCAGUAGUUGGUCAACAACCUUUUGGAGGUGGCAGAUUAUCUGGAACAAAUGACAAAGCAGGUGGACCUCAUUACUUAAUUCGAUGGACGUCGCCCCAAGUGAUAAAACAAACAUUCAUUCCCGUAAACGACUGGAAAUAUCCACAAAUGUCUAAGUAAAGCACAGUAACGUACAAAUAUUGUUUCUGUUUAGACAAAAAUGAGAUUUGUAUCGACAGUUUUAUAAGAUAGUAUAACAAAUAAUUGUCGAGUAACAAUUGCAUAGUUCAUUUUUUUU
Centruroides sculpturatus (bark scorpion) is the source of this 367-nucleotide messenger RNA. RefSeq names its product delta-1-pyrroline-5-carboxylate dehydrogenase, mitochondrial-like. Gene Ontology annotation, cellular component: mitochondrial matrix. The transcript has 2 exons. Gene Ontology annotation, molecular function: L-glutamate gamma-semialdehyde dehydrogenase (NAD+) activity. The record is from RefSeq and is a predicted model, not a curated record. Lineage: Eukaryota; Metazoa; Arthropoda; Arachnida; Scorpiones; Buthidae. The coding region runs from base 22 to 249 and encodes 75 amino acids.